GGCAUUGCUUGGCUGUUAGUAUUUUCAGUACUACAAGCUCUUCAAAUAAAUGCAUCGACAUAUUCAGACAUCAGCUCUCUUUAUCAGACAUUGACGACUGGAUACAAUAAAUAUUUGCGACCUCAAGCGGACUAUUCGAAAGCAGCACACCUCAACAUAUCAAUGGAUAUACUAAAUCUAAAUGAAAUAAAUGCUGUUGAUGGAACCGUUACAAUAUCUGUGUAUUUCACUUUACAGUGGGAAGACAUCAACAUGAAAUGGACGCCAAGCAGAUACAACAACACAGAGUCUGUUGUGUUACCGGCAGAUCAAGUCUGGAAACCAUCACUUAUUAAUGCCAAUACCGCUAAGGAAUUCAGCUUGUUUGGCAUAAAAGACUUAUAUGUUAUAAUACACAACAGUGGAACAGUGACGUGGCAGCCAGGACACCAGUUGGAAUUUUCAUGUAAUAUAGAUACGACAUAUUUUCCUUUCGACACACAGAAAUGUACACUGGAGGUAAUAUCAUGGGGAUACAAUAUGGGUGAUAUUUCUUUCACAUCAACCAAUUCAUAUAUAAAUACAUUACAAUAUGUUGAGAACAGUGAAUGGAAGCUGACAUUUACUUCCGUUGCAUCAGAGGAUGGUCUGCCUCCAAAUACAAAAUUUCUAAUGCAUUUUCAGCGUCGUCCUUUAUAUUUGAUCAUUAAUUUAAUAUUUCCAGUAAUUCUAUUAGCACUCCUUAAUAUAACAGUAUUUCUUUUGCCACAAGACUCUGGAGAACGUGUUGGAUUUGCAAUCACUCUGCUGCUUUCAAUUGUUGUAUUUUUAACCAUUGCACAAGGACUUCUUCCAGCAACUGCGCAACCAAGACUUUCCGGCAUUUGCAUCGUGUUAAUCUUGAAUAUGGUAAUGAGUGGUAUGAUAACUGUGUCUGUUAUUGUAAGCGGAUGGAUUUAUUACAAGUCAGAAUAUUAUGAUGUACCAAACUGGAUGAAAAAAAUUAAACACUUUAAACUCUACCGUCGACGCAUUAAUAAAAACCAGAUACAUGUGCAGACAGUUCAAAGUGAAACGACAAUAGACAAUCCACCAAUUGACGGAGAGGAAUCAAAAGUUACUUGGCAAAUGGUCGCUAAAUAUUAUGACCGGAUUUCGCUGAUAUUUUAUGUUAUUUGUUUUAUAUGUGGCCAUGUCUUUUACGCUAUUGAUGUUGUAAAAGGAGGAUGAUUUUAUCUGUCGUUUUAAAACUAGAUUUUUUUUUUGUGUAAAUAAUUUGAGGUAUUACUUCAAAAUAUCAAUUUACGAAAACUUUUACCUAAACUUUAGUUAACUUGGGCUGUAUACUAAAACAUGUUAUUUUUUUGUUUGUAUAUUUUUUCAAUCUGUAGUAUAAAUCAUGUAUUAUAUCAUAAUUAAUAUUUAAACAGUGAAGUGAGAUCGGAAAUAAUAAAAAAAAAAUGUGAUCAUAACCUUGAAUAUCAUCUUAAAGCCACUGACAAUAUUUCGGAAAGAAAAGUAUUUUGACUUUCACUUCAGGAUAAUGUAUAUAGUUGGAAUUUCCUUAACUACCAGACACUGUGAAUAACAGGUUAUUUGAGUAUACGUCAAUCAAACAACAACACAAAAACACCACCAUACUACAAAACAUACAUUUUUGUACUUUGACAGGUCACACUGAUUUUCCAUACUUUCUUUUGAAAAAUCGUGUCCCCCAAACAAACAUACUGUGUUGUAAAUAAGAAAAAUCCGGGAUAUUUUGUGUUUAUGAUUGACAACAAAAUUAUAACCUUUGGUGAAACAUAGAGAACAGACAGCGCUUCGAUUCCCAUCGACUAUUUUUUAUUCGGACG
Messenger RNA from Mytilus californianus (California mussel), 1832 nucleotides. RefSeq names its product acetylcholine receptor subunit alpha-like. Gene Ontology annotation, biological process: monoatomic ion transmembrane transport; signal transduction; chemical synaptic transmission. The transcript has a single exon. Bases 163 to 1209 code for a protein of 348 amino acids. Gene Ontology annotation, cellular component: synapse; membrane; neuron projection. Gene Ontology annotation, molecular function: neurotransmitter receptor activity; transmembrane signaling receptor activity; extracellular ligand-gated monoatomic ion channel activity. The record is from RefSeq and is a predicted model, not a curated record. NCBI's taxonomy places the organism in Eukaryota, Metazoa, Mollusca, Bivalvia, Mytilida, Mytilidae.